Molecule: messenger RNA, 7635 nt
Organism: Sciurus carolinensis (gray squirrel)
Lineage: Eukaryota; Metazoa; Chordata; Mammalia; Rodentia; Sciuridae
Gene: Kcnq2
Product: potassium voltage-gated channel subfamily Q member 2
Exons: 18
Coding region: 194-2905 (903 amino acids)
Biological process (GO): transmembrane transport; potassium ion transport
Cellular component (GO): membrane
Molecular function (GO): voltage-gated potassium channel activity
Source: RefSeq, a predicted model, not a curated record
GCGAGGUGGCCGCAGCGUCCCCGCGCGCGGCCGGGACCGGCAGGAGCGCGGAGCCGCUGCCGCCGCUGCCGCCGCUGCCGCCGCCUCGGCCAUGCGGCUCCAAGGCGGAGGGCCUGGGCUGGGGCCUGCGCCUCCCCCCGCGCGCCGCCCCCGCUGAGCCCACGCCCGGCCGGCCGGGGCGCCGCCCAGCACCAUGGUGCAGAAGUCGCGCAACGGCGGCGUGUACCCCGGCCCUAGCGGGGAGAAAAAGCUCAAGGUGGGCUUCGUGGGGCUGGACCCCGGCGCACCCGACUCCACUCGGGACGGCGCUCUGCUCAUCGCCGGCUCCGAGGCCCCCAAGCGCGGUAGCAUUCUUAGCAAGCCGCGCGCGGGCGGCGCUGGUGCCGGGAAGCCCCCGAAGCGCAACGCCUUCUACCGCAAGCUGCAGAAUUUCCUCUACAACGUGCUGGAGCGGCCCCGUGGCUGGGCGUUCAUCUACCACGCCUACGUGUUCCUGCUGGUCUUCUCCUGCCUGGUGCUCUCCGUCUUCUCCACCAUCAAGGAGUACGAGAAGAGCUCGGAGGGCGCCCUCUACAUCCUGGAAAUCGUGACCAUCGUGGUAUUUGGGGUGGAGUACUUCGUGCGCAUCUGGGCCGCGGGCUGCUGCUGCCGGUACCGCGGCUGGCGGGGGCGACUCAAGUUUGCCCGGAAGCCCUUCUGUGUGAUUGACAUCAUGGUGCUGGUCGCCUCCAUCGCCGUGCUGGCGGCCGGCUCCCAGGGCAACGUCUUCGCCACGUCUGCGCUCCGGAGUCUGCGGUUCCUGCAGAUCCUGCGCAUGAUCCGCAUGGACCGGAGGGGAGGCACCUGGAAACUCCUGGGUUCUGUGGUCUACGCCCACAGCAAGGAGCUGGUCACCGCCUGGUACAUCGGCUUCCUCUGCCUCAUCCUGGCCUCGUUCCUGGUGUACCUGGCAGAGAAGGGUGAGAAUGACCACUUCGACACCUACGCAGACGCACUCUGGUGGGGCCUGAUCACCCUGACCACCAUUGGCUACGGGGACAAGUACCCGCAGACCUGGAACGGAAGGCUCCUGGCAGCGACCUUCACCCUCAUCGGUGUCUCUUUCUUCGCCCUUCCUGCGGGCAUUUUGGGGUCCGGCUUUGCCCUGAAAGUGCAAGAACAGCAUCGGCAGAAGCACUUUGAGAAGAGGCGAAAUCCGGCUGCUGGCCUGAUCCAGUCCGCCUGGAGGUUCUACGCCACCAAUCUGUCCCGCACGGACCUGCACUCCACCUGGCAGUACUACGAGCGCACCGUCACCGUGCCCAUGUACAGCUCACAAACUCAAACCUACGGGGCCUCCAGACUCAUCCCACCUCUCAACCAGCUGGAGCUGCUGAGGAACCUCAAAAGCAAAUCGGGACUCACCUUCAGGAAGGAGCCCCAGCCAGAGCCCUCGCCAAGUAAAGGCAGACCGUGCAGAGGGUGCCUGUGUGGAUGCUGCCCCGGACACUCUAGCCAGAAGGUCAGUUUGAAAGACCGUGUCUUCUCCAGCCCUCGAGGCGUGGCUGCCAAGGGGAAAGGGUCUCCCCAGGCCCAGACGGUCCGGCGGUCACCCAGUGCUGACCAGAGCCUUGAGGACAGCCCAAGCAAGGUGCCCAAGAGUUGGAGCUUUGGAGACCGCAGCAGGGCACGCCAGGCCUUCCGCAUCAGGGGCGCUGCGUCCCGGCAGAACUCAGAAGAAGCAAGUCUCCCUGGGGAGGACGCAGUGGAGGACAACAAGAGCUGCACCUGCGAGUUCGUGACUGAGGACCUGACUCCUGGCCUCAAAGUCAGCAUCAGAGCUGUGUGUGUCAUGCGGUUCCUGGUGUCCAAGCGGAAGUUCAAGGAGAGUCUGCGGCCAUACGACGUGAUGGAUGUCAUUGAGCAGUACUCGGCUGGACACCUGGAUAUGCUGUCCCGCAUCAAGAGCCUGCAGUCCAGGAUAGAUAUGAUUGUGGGCCCCCCACCCCCUUCAACUCCCCGGCACAAGAAGUACCCUACCAAAGGACCCACGGCCCCUCCGGGAGAGUCACCCCAGUACCCACCUAGAGUGGACCAGAUCGUGGGGCGUGGCCCGGCGAUAACGGACAAGGACCGCACCAAGGGCCCUGCGGAGGCAGAACUGCCGGAGGACCCCAGCAUGAUGGGACGCUUAGGCAAGGUGGAGAAGCAGGUCCUGUCCAUGGAGAAGAAGCUGGACUUCCUGGUGAGCAUCUACACGCAGCGCAUGGGCAUCCCACCCACAGAGACCGAGGCCUAUUUCGGGGCCAAAGAGCCUGAGCCAGCGCCGCCAUACCAUAGCCCCGAGGACAGCCGGGAGCACGUGGAGAAACAGGGCUGCAUCGUCAAGGUCAUCCGCUCCAGCAGCUCCACCGGCCAGAGGAACUUCUGCGCGCCCCCUGCCCCGUGCCCACCGUCCACCUCAUGGCAGCAACAGAGCCACCAGCGCCACGGCACCUCCCCCGUGGGAGACCACAGCUCAUUGGUGCGCAUCCCACCGCCACCCGCCCACGAGCGGUCGCUAUCCGCCUACAGCGGGGGCAACCGGGCCAGCACCGAGUUCCUGAGGCUGGAGGACGCUGCGGCCUGCAGGCCCCACGAGGCUGCCCUGCGGGACAGCGACACGUCCAUCUCCAUCCCAUCCGUGGACCACGAGGAGCUGGAACGUUCUUUCAGUGGCUUCAGCAUCUCCCAGUCCAAGGAGAACCUGGACGCUCUCAGUAGCGGCUACGCGGCUGCGGCGCCCUGCGCCAAGGUCCGGCCCUACAUCGCAGAGGGCGAGUCUGACACGGACUCGGACCUCUGCACGCCCUGCGGCCCCCCGCCGCGCUCUGCCACGGGGGAGGGCCCCUUUGGCGAGGUGGGCUGGGCGGGGCCCAGGAAGUGAGGCCGCAGGACCCCGCCCCGCCCCGCGCCGCUCUGCCUGUCUUGUCUUGGGGCUGAGCUCUGCGAGGUCUCUUCCAGAGUGAGUGGGCUGGGGGCACCUUGGGACUGUCAGGCCAAUGCGGGUGCGGCAGGCAGGGCUCUUUGGCUGGUGCAGUGACAUUUUGCAAAAGUUCUUUUCCAACCAGGGGCUGAAGGAGCGCCCUGCAGCAAUAAGCGGUCUCUGCCAGGUCUGUGCGCAGGGACAGACCUUGCCUGGCUGUGAGAAGGGGCCGAGUGACCAAAGGGGCAUGGCUGUGGGGUGUGGGCUGGGACAGGACCCAGGGAGGGUGUGGCUAGGGCAGAUUUGCCCCCUGACAAUGGUGGCCUUGAGGUCUGGUGGGUGCCCAGCAUGGACCUGCAGAUUUAGGAGGGUGUGACGGCUCACUGGGUGUGGCCUGUUCUGGCACCUGACCAUUUGUCCCUGGGUUCCUGCCUGUCCCCAGCGAACCAUCUGGCCUGCCAUCUGACUGUGAUCCGCUGGGCAAUGCCCUGAUCCUUGGGUGCCUGGCUAGAGAGCUGCUGGCCAGCGUCUCCCCCUCCUCCUUCCAGCUCUGUGGGUCUUGCCAUGGGAGCUGCCCCAAGUUCAGGAGCCUUUGCCUGGAGCUAAGGAAGGAGUGAGGCCUUGGGAACAAAAGUGGGGCCCAGUCACCUUGGAGCCUGCUGACUUUGGCUUCUCCUGGGGGCACAGCCUGCAGCCUCCUCUGAUAGGGGCCCUCGAGGCUCCAGUUGCCCUGACCCUGGGCUCUCCCAGGGCACACAGGAGCCAGCAGCUCCCCAGCACAGGAGUUCUGGGUGAGUCCCCAUGACCUGUCCUUUCUCCUGAUUGGCCUGGCUGGGUGCUGGUCACCAGGCUGUGGCUAGCCCUUUGAGUGACCCACACAGUCCUUAGCCAGGGUUCACCCUACUAGUCCACCACCUAUGCCCCAGCAGACCAAGACAGGGCUGGAUCGUGCCAUCUCGGUCAGGAAAGCCCUUGGUCAGUCAGCUCACCCACUGCAGAUGGCUGCCGUGUGUUCUUCCCACCAGAGCUGGACACCCCCAGCCACCUUUUCCACUGGGGGCCCCUGGGCUGUGGUCUCCCAUGUUUUGGGAGUUGAGACCCUCCGUCCCUGACCUUGGUGAGUAGGGACCUUUCUUCCUCCUGUCUAGGUGCCUUGGCCCACUGGGUAUCCAGCUUUAGGGGCCUGAGCCCAGCCACCAGGAGGCAGAGGGGACCUUCUGGUCCUGUGGCAUCUGGCCCAGGAGCCUCAGGCAUUCUGGUGACGGCAUCACAGGGCCUGCGUGCUCUGAAGCAGCAGCUCCCCAGUUUGUGCCAGCUCAGCCCCCCAACUCUGGACCAGGAGGAGAAUUCUUGCCUACUGGAAGAACUUUGAAACAGGGUUAGGGGGAUCACAUGCCCCUGGCCACUGGGGGUCCUGGGCACUGGGACUGGGGAAGCUGUCUGUCAUCAGGAGUGGGCGAGUGGUUGCUGCAGCCUCGGUGCCCUGCCAGGGCACCCAGCUUCCACCGGGGACACUCUGCUAGGCCGCCGGUCAGGAGCCACUGUCCACAUUCUCCUGACACAUCUACUUGGCACUCUGCUUUUCAAGGACAGUAUCCAUGUGGCAGAGAGCCCUUCAGUGUGAGAAAGGUCCCUUCCAGUGUGAAUGGCCACCCCCAUUGGCCCCUCUGGACCAGGUCAGGCCUAGGAUCGAGUCCUCUUGGUGUCAGGUAGGGAGGUUCCAGCUGGGCCCACAGCAGGACAAGGGUGGCCAGCUCCAACACAGCGCCAGCCCUAGCCACUCACCCUGGGGCCCAAGGUCCUAGGCUGCUCUCAGCCAUGCAGGACCACAGGACCUGGAGGAGGGUCUCGCCCCUGAGGGGGGUUUGCUCCUUUGUCACACUGGCACCCUGCGUGCGCCUCAGACACAGCAGGCUCCUGGGCACUGGGGUUCCACAGGGUGAGCAUGGUGGACGGUGGCCUCUCCAGAAGCCCUGACCACCCCCAGGACCGGCAGGAGGGCGUUCCUAGGUUGCAGGAGGAGGGGCAAAGGCUAGUUUGUGGGCUACUCUGAUCAGGAAGGAGGGUUGGUGUCCCUGGCCAUGCAUUUCUGGCCCCUGGGGAAGGGAAGGUGUGGGACUUGGUGGGAUGGUUGGGGGGCCCAUUCCGGGCAAUGAAGGGUAGAUGCUCCCUGUUGGGCCUGCAGACCCAGGCCUGAGCAGCACAGCUGUCCACUGCCCCGGGAUCCCUACCCUCAGAGGAGGCGAGAUGUUUGUGCGACAAGUGUGUGCACUUUCUUGGGGCAGUGACCACCCUGUGGCAUGGGUUCCCUGAAACAAGAUAUUGUUGAGCCUGCAUGUCCAUAUGCCCACUGACACGUCCAGGUCUGCCUGAGACUCCCCUGCACGCUCACGGGCCACGCAUGCAGAUGCACACUUGCAUAUGCACACAUAGCAGAUGUGCACUCACAUGUACACAGACUCAUGUGCACAAGUGCAAGCUCCCAGCAGGUGCACACACAGAGGCACACACACAGGUGUGCAGUUCACACAGCACAUGUACAUCCACAACCACACGUGGCCAGUACACACUCAUGCACUUGUGCACAGCCCACAUGGCACAUACACACGUGCAAACAAACAUUCGCCCACCAAGUUUCUGACUGGGGCUGCCCUUUGUCUCUGGCCUUUUUCUCUUUGACUUUUCCUGAUUCAAACUGCCCAGGGAGGGAGCCACAGGAAUUAACGACUUUACACAGAUGGUUCUAGAAUGCUGAGCACUGGAUGGGGGUUCCUGCUGUCCAAGAUUCCUGGACAACAGUGGCAGAGGGGCCACCUUUAGCCCAUUAAAGGUCCCAUGCUGCCUUCUAUGGCUGGCUGGGCAGCUGUCCAGCACUUGUGGCCUGCCGAAUGCCUAGAGAGGCUGGGCUGGGAUCAGGAGGUCCCAGCACCCUUGGUGUCCAGACAUGUUCUAGCAUUAGCUGUGCUGGCCGCCCGUGCCAUUCUUAGACAUGGUAGCCUGGCCUCAUCACUGCAGGCCCUUUCUCAAACAGUAUUGCUUGUCCACCAUGACAUUUCUGUCUCCUUGGUCACAGCCUCCAGAGUCCAGCCCAUCUGUGGUGGCGGGACACCUGGAGGGUGGGCCCCACCUUCUCCCUCACUCCUGGUCUGGGCAAGGAAGGCGACAGGGCCUUGUCCUGGUCCUGACUGCUCCCUGUGGGAGUCCCUGGCACCCUUGGUGAUAGGUUUCCUCAGCCCGCACCUGGGGGUGGAGAGCCACCGGGACUUCAAGAGCCUCUGCAGGGCACCUCCCAAGCCGGCUCCGACCCUGAGAGUCACUGGACAGGGCUGCUGCAUCUUCUUAUGCACCAGUCUAUUUAGGUCUCCUUGCUGCCUGCGGUGCUAGAGGCCCCAGGGUCAGUGGAUUCAGGACAUUGGUGGAGGGAAGUGGGGAGGCACCAGGUCCACUGCUGCCUCCUGGGUUUGACCAGAUUCAAGGGCCUGUUCUUCAUGAAGAGACGUCAUCUGAGAUCUUUCCAGAUGCUUUCUGAAGGCAAAAGGGGCCCAGGGCUGGGAAGCCUUUUGGAAACACCAGGGUGUAUUUGGGCCACCCUGGCUAUAAAUAAUGUACAGAGUGGAGGCCACGGGCUCUUGUGCUGGACCCUGGCUUGUGUGGCCAGCUGCCAUGAGGCUUCAGCCACCCUCUUAGGUCACAGCUCAGUAGAACAUCGGGGGUGGUUGGGUGGCGCAGCCUCCCUCAGUAGACUCAGAGGUUGGGUUCUGAGUGAGAGGCUCUGCCCAUGGUCCCUGUGGGCCCCAGUGCAAUGGCCAGGGCCAACCUGGUGUGGCCCUCAGUGGCCCUCAGCCAUGGUGCAGACUGCUUGUACCACCUGCUGAUGUACGGACAUGAGCUGUGGGGUGCAGAGGGCUGGGCAGGGCCUCAGGGUCCAUGGGCCAGACUGCUGCCCAGGGAUCCUGUGCAGCUGUCCCGGCCAGCUACCCUGGUUCUGCCUGGGCCCCGGCUGAGCACCGAGGAGGGGAGGUGGAGGGAGGGCUGGCUCGAGGGCAAGACCCCGCUGCUUCUCCCCCUCCCAGAGGCUUGAGCUCCUCUGACUAUGUGCGGGUUCAUUCCAUGUGCCCUGAGCAGAACGGAGGGGGCCGUGGUUUGCUGUCUGGUGAGGUGGACUGAGAGCCAGCUCAGGAAGAGGAGGCUGAGGGGCCUCGGGGGAGGGCAGCACGGGGAAGGCGCUCCUUGGGAGGCGAGGUUGCACAGCUCUGCAGCCUCGGUGGCCCGAGGUGGGGUCGAGGGGGCACUUGAUGCUCGCCUCGUACUGACACUUCAGUGGCCCUGCCCUGAGAGUUCUGCAGUGUCUGACCCUCUGUCCAGUGAGAGAGGAGGGUGGUCCUCGGAGUCGGAGGCUGAGUCCUGGGUCUCCCAGGCAGGAGUGCCCGUCGCUAAAUGCCGCACAUCUAACUCGGACUGGGUUUUACAAAGUUGUUGCCUUAAAGCGUUGUUGACAGAAACUCACUGAGGUCAGCCCAGACCCCUGGCCUCUGUCAGGCGUGGAUACCCGGCCCUGCCUCUGGGCCUGUGGGUCUGACUGGGGCCACCUUGGGCAGCAGAGGUCUCCUGGCUGCCUCUCGAGGAGGCGCUCACGCUGGCUGUCCCUCUUGCACUGCUGUCUGCCCAGGCCCACGUCCAGGCCCACGUCC